Molecule: messenger RNA, 1477 nt
Organism: Ylistrum balloti
Lineage: Eukaryota; Metazoa; Mollusca; Bivalvia; Pectinida; Pectinidae
Product: cyclin-H-like
Exons: 11
Coding region: 113-1096 (327 amino acids)
Biological process (GO): DNA-templated transcription; regulation of cyclin-dependent protein serine/threonine kinase activity; regulation of transcription by RNA polymerase II
Cellular component (GO): transcription factor TFIIK complex; nucleus
Molecular function (GO): cyclin-dependent protein serine/threonine kinase regulator activity
Source: RefSeq, a predicted model, not a curated record
UCCGGACUGAGACAACAAAUCUGAGUAAAUCUAGAAUUUACGACAGAAUCAACCCGAAGAAAAUGUAUUACUGAAGUGUUGUGGGAGACCUGGUUAGGAGAUUUACAUCAUCAUGUUCUCCACAAGUACUCAGAGAAAGUACUGGACCUUCAGUGGAGAGACGGAGCUGGCCACUACCAGGGGUGAAGCUAACACCAGAUAUAUACAAACCCAUGGUGCUCAUAUGAUGGAAGAACAGAAGAUCAAACAUUUUCUGACCCCUGAAGAAGAGAGAUUAAUCUGUCGGCAGACAGAACAUGUCCUCAGGGAGUUUUGUAACAUCUUUCAGCCUCCCAUGCCGAAAUGUGUCCUGGGGACAGCACUCUGUUACUUCAAGCGAUUCUACGCCUCAACCUCAGUGAUGGAUUACUAUCCUAAGGAUAUUAUGCUGACCUGUGUAUACCUGGCGUGUAAGGUGGAGGAAUUCAAUGUGUCCAUCGGCCAAUUUGUGGGGAACCUGAAGGGAGACCGGGAGAAAUUCUCCAAUAUCAUCCUCACUUUUGAACUACUGUUGAUGGGAAAGCUUCAUUAUCACCUCACUGUUCACAACCCAUUCAGACCCCUAGAGGGUCUCCUUAUAGACAUCAAGAGUCGAUGUAAGAUGAUUGAGGAUCCAGAGAAACUAAGGGCCUAUGCUGAAGCCUUCGUGGACAAAUCAGUUGCUAACACAGACGCAUGCCUCAUUUUCUCCCCAUCACAGAUUGCUCUGGCUGCUGUUUUAACCAGUGCUGCACAAAUCGGCAAGGAUCUAGGCAGCUACGUGACAGAGAUAUUACUACACGGGGCCAAAUCAGAUGAACUGGAGAAAACUAAUUACCAGAUAAAACGUAUAACGUAUAUGGUGAAAUCUCAGAAACCAUUGGAGAAGGAACUGGUUGGACGUGUACAGAAAAAACUAAUGAAAUGUCGUAACCAGGAUAACAACCCUGACAGUGAACAGUACAAGAGGAAGCUGAAGGAGAUGCUGGAUGAGGACGAAGAACAACAGACUAUAAAACGUACAAGGAUCAGUGAGGAAGAGAAACGUCGGGACAAGGAACUCCUGGGAGUACCCUGAGAUGUGUCUGCAUCAAAUGGAUAACAAUUUAUCUGAAAUCAUGAAACGGCUGGCGAUCACUUUUAUUGAAACGGCUGUCAGCCCUCAUUAUGCUGUUUCAAGGGACAGUGAACAUCAGAAUGUGCAAUUGAAAAACUGUUCAAAGUGACGGUCAUUGGUCGGACCUUGUUUAAAGGAUGGAAAUUAAUCACAUGUCUGUUUAUGGUACAGCUUUUUACUCAACUUUUGUCAAAACACUGCAGGGAACUCUCCCAAGCUGCACAUUAGAUCAUGUGAACUCUGUAAGGAUGUAAACAGUAAACUUUAAUGUUAGUAUGUGGUGAUGGAGUCACUGGUUAACUCCGUAAGGAUGUUAACAGCAAACUUUAAUGUUAGUAUGUG